CAAGCCUGGAGCAGAUCUCCCGGGCUGAGUAAUUCUAGGCCCGGCCGGACGUUCAGCCCGAAACAUUGAGUCAGCCGAGCCAGGAUGCCCAGUGAAACUCUCUGGGAAAUUGCAAAAGCUGAAGUGGAAAAACAGAGACGUAAUGGAAGUGAAGGCGAUGGAGCUGAAACUGGAGAAAAAUCUGUUUUCUUCAUUGGCAGUAAAAAUGGGGGAAAGACUACUAUUAUUCUAAGGUGCCUUGACAGGGAUGAGCCACCAAAACCGACCUUAGCUUUGGAAUAUACGUAUGGAAGACGAGCAAAAGGGCACAACAUACCAAAAGAUAUUGCUCACUUUUGGGAACUAGGUGGUGGAACCUCUUUAUUGGACUUGAUCAGCAUCCCAAUCACAAGCGAGACCUUACGGACGUUUUCUAUUGUUCUUGUUUUGGAUCUUUCAAAGCCAAAUGACCUUUGGCCCACCAUGGAAAAUCUGUUACAAACCACAAAAAGUCAUGUGGAUAAAGUGAUCAUGAAACUGGGGAAGACCAAUCCCAAAGCAGCGUCUGAGAUGAGACAGAAGAUCUGGAGUAAUAUGCAGAAGGAUCACCCAGAUCGUGAGUUAAUUGAUCCAUUUCCAAUACCUCUGGUCAUAAUUGGCAGUAAAUAUGAUGUUUUCCAGGACUUUGAUUCUGAGAAGAGGAAAGUAAUAUGCAAGACACUUCGGUUUGUUGCACACUACUACGGAGCGUCACUAAUGUUCACCAGUAAGUCAGAAGCUCAAUUACUAAAAAUACGUGGCGUUAUCAACCAGCUGGCAUUUGGCAUUGACAAAGGCAAAUCAAUAUGUGUGGAUCAGAAUAAACCGCUGUUUAUCACAGCAGGAUUGGAUUCUUUAAGUCAAAUAGGAUCUCCGCCUGUUCCUGAUAAUGACAUUGGGAAGCUUCAUGCCCAUACCCCGAUGGAGUUGUGGAAAAAAGUAUAUGAAAAGCUCUUUCCACCAAAAAGUAUCAACACACUAAAAGAUGUCAAGGACCCUGCACGGGACCCCCAGUAUGCUGAAAGUGAAGUUGAUGAGAUGAGAAUUCAGAAGGAUCAGGAACUGGAGCAAUACAAAAGAAGCACUUCCAAGUCUUGGAAACAAAUUGACCUUGAUUCUUGAACCUGAUUCAACUAGAGAUAUUUAUGUUCCCUUUCCUAAAUACAAGGGGCUGGGGGGAUCAAGUUAAACACAGAAUCAAACCUGAGAGUCUGCUGGUUAAACAAUAUUCAAAGCAAUGCCAGUGAUGUGAUCCUGGACCAAGCUGAGUAGCAAGAUUCUAAACUCACGAGGUCUGCGAUUUUCAGCCAACAUGGUUUUACUCAAGAAUUUGCUCCUAGAUCAUCUAGCCUGAACCAACAGGCCUGUGAUUUACAUCACAUUCAGAGACUCGCAUGCUGCAGAGAAUCAGGAGGCCUCUUCGCAGUAGCAAGGCGCCAGUGGUCCUGCCACAGCCAGCUGAGAGCACCCACACUCCUGCUGACACUGAGGAAACCACCCUGCCACGGUCACUCGCCAGAGUAACACCUACUUCGCCAACCCGCACCAGGGGCUGGCAGCUCUUCCUCUGAGAGCUCCAACUAACCAAGCCCUCUUGAUCUCUCCUAUGUCACUUAAUUUACAAUGAUGAUUCAGAGCCUCCAUCACAGGUCUCAUGCUGGCUAAGGUUAGGAGCACAUGAAUCCCGUGGUCUGAGCACUGACAGUAUCUCAACUUCUCAAAGUUCUUUCUUUGAUGGGAUGAUGGGCUGGGCACCAAUAGAGCCACUGAAGCCUCAAGGAUGGGGAAGAUACACCUGUGACUCCAAGUAACAACAGUUUUAGAUUUAUAUCUCUUAAGAGCGCUAAGAAAUAAAAAGCAUUGUCUAAUUUUAUGGGGGUUGAAUGGGGAAUGGGAUCAAAAAUAGUGGGGGGAGGGAAGUGCACUGGACUAUG
Condylura cristata (star-nosed mole) is the source of this 1952-nucleotide messenger RNA. It is a transcript of the gene DYNC2LI1, whose product is annotated as dynein, cytoplasmic 2, light intermediate chain 1. Gene Ontology annotation, biological process: intraciliary transport involved in cilium assembly; intraciliary retrograde transport. Lineage: Eukaryota; Metazoa; Chordata; Mammalia; Eulipotyphla; Talpidae. The transcript is spliced from 14 exons. The record is from RefSeq and is a predicted model, not a curated record. Bases 85 to 1140 code for a protein of 351 amino acids. Gene Ontology annotation, molecular function: dynein heavy chain binding. Gene Ontology annotation, cellular component: axoneme; ciliary basal body; cytoplasmic dynein complex.